Molecule: messenger RNA, 2141 nt
Organism: Salvelinus fontinalis (brook trout)
Lineage: Eukaryota; Metazoa; Chordata; Actinopteri; Salmoniformes; Salmonidae
Product: PI-PLC X domain-containing protein 1-like
Exons: 8
Coding region: 213-1370 (385 amino acids)
Biological process (GO): lipid metabolic process
Molecular function (GO): phosphoric diester hydrolase activity
Source: RefSeq, a predicted model, not a curated record
GUUUUUUUCUUGGGGUAACUGGGAUGUCCUCUUCCUGCUGAAGAUAAUCGGAAGCAAGAAUAGGACCAAAUGGGAAAGGGCAUUUACAUCUCUUUCUAGUCACAGACCCGGGUGAAAUCCAACAUAUUUACAGCAUUUUAACUGUGGUUCUGCUACAUUCCGCUCGCUGUUUACAAGCGAUCUUCAAUAGUAGAUGUCAGUAGGCGGUGGAAAUGGAGCACGGAGACGUUUCGUCCACGAACGCAGACUGGAUGUCUCAACUGCCAGAGGAACUGUGGGGUACACCGCUUUGGGACCUGGCGAUACCCGGGAGUCAUGACAGCAUGAGUUACUGCCUGGAUACACACUCUCCUGUCUUGGGUUCUGAGUCAUUCAUGCUGCAGUUUCUGGAUCGACUGGCACCCUGCAUUGUACGCCCCUGUGUCUACCGCUGGGCCACCACACAGAUGUGGUGUAUUCCUGAUCAGUUGGAUGCUGGAAUCCGGUUCUUCGAUCUACGGAUCGCCCAUAAAAACAUAAAAAAUACACACAACACACAAGACUUGCUAAAAACACACAACACAGAUGACACGCUGUACUUCGCACACGCGAUCUAUACGCUACAGACUGUAAAGGAGGCCCUGUCAACCAUGGCUGUGUGGUUGAAGCAGCACCAGAAGGAGGUAGUGAUCCUGUCCUGUUCCCACUUCUACCUGCUGACUGACUCUGAGCACCAGGCCCUGGUCUGCUACAUCACUCAGCUGUUUAAAGACAAACUCUGCCCCCCACAGGAAGUGGUGCCAGUUGGGGUGUGUUCAUGUUUUCAGGAAGUGGUGUUAGUUGGGGUGAGUUCGUGUUUUCAGGAAGUGGUGCCAGUUGGGGUGAGUUUGUGUUUUCAGGAAGUGGUGCCAGUUGGGGUGAGUUCACGUUUUCAGGAAGUGGUGCCAGUUGGGGAGACUCCCUAUCUGAGCCAGUGCUGGGAUCUGGGGCGGCAAGUCAUCGUUUCGUACGACGAUGAGACGAUUCUUCACCAACACAAGGAACUGUGGCCUAAGAUCCCUUACUGGUACGCUGACUCGGCAGACCCCAAAGAGGUAAUUUCUUACCUGGAGGAGCAGCAGAAGGCCCAAGGAAGAGCAGCUCAUUUCUUCACCUCGGGGCUGAACCUGACGGAGGAUACUGCUGUGGUGGUCUGCAACCCCUGUCUGACGAUGAGGAAGUUAACGAUGAAGAGUUUCUCCCUGCUGCUGGACUGGGUGGAGAAGCAGACUCCUGGACCGGACCAGACCGCUGUCAACAUCAUCUGUGGAGACUUUGUGGGUCUGAACCACUUUGCCUCUGUGGUUAUCGGGCUCAAUAAGAAACUACUGAAGACAGAGCGCCACAGAUGACUCACAAGGGACGGAGUGAGAAAGAGACCGACAGAUUAACAUGCACAGGAUCCCAAAUGGCUUCUAGCUCCUUCUCCCUAUGCAGUUGUGGAGAUCUGAGAGGUUUGGUUAGGUGUAAUCAACAUGGUACUCUGAUACACUAGAUCAGGGGUGUCAAACUCAUUCCAUGGAGGGCCUACUGUCUGUGGGUUUUUUGGUUUUUCCUUUCAUUUACACCUAGACAACCAGGUGAGGGGAGUUCCUUACUAAUUAGUGACCUUAUUUCAUCAAUCAUGUACAAGGGAGGAUCGAAAACACGCAGACACUCAGUCCUCUGUGGAAUGAGUUUGACACGUGCACUACUAGAUCAUAUGAAUGAGUUUGACACGUGUACUACUAGAUCAUAUGAAUGAGUUUGACACGUGUACUACUAGAUCAUAUGAAUGAGUUUGACACGUGCACUACUAGAUCAUAUGAAUGAGUUUGACACGUGCACUACUAGAUCAUAUGAAUGAGUUUGACACGUGCACUACUAGAUCAUAUGAAUGAGUUUGACACGUGCACUGCUAGAUCAUAUGAACGAGUUCCCAUGUUUCCCUACGUCUACCUAGAGCACAGGGUGUCAGGUUUACUGUGUUGUUAAUGAGUAUGAUGGAUACAAUCAGAGGUUUUUACAUUCUAAAGUGAUGCCAAAGGAAAAGUUCCAUCAGAUGGACAAUAUAAUUUAUUUUAUAUUUUAUAUGCAAAUACACUACAUGCAGGGGCAAAUACAUAAAUGUCUAUUGAACUUUU